AUGAUCAGAGAAUGUAGAAGCGGGCCCAACUUGGAUCGAUCGUCUCAUCGCUCUUCUUUGAACGACGACUUGGUUGACGCGUUCAACCCGUUUAGAUUCUGGAAUACGCUCGACGGUAUCAUUAGUCUCAAGGAGUUCGUGAGUUUGUGCUGGCUGAUCAUUGUCUGGACAGUUAUCAUCAUCGACAUGUUUAUUCGGAUGAGACUAGAAAGGAGCAAAUACACGAAUGAUUUCAGAAAACAAAAUAAGAUGAAGAGGGAGGUUGAAGAGAGUCUGAAAGGAGCGGCGUCACAUGGUCCUUCUUAUACUGCCCUGGCCAAGGACAAAUCUAUUCGUAUCGUCGAAAUGCUACUCAUCGGCCUGACCGGCUCGAUCGCAACGGGCAAAUCUACCGUCUCCCAGCUCCUCUCGCAAACACCAUAUAACCUUCCCAUCAUCGAUGCCGACCUUCUAGCUCGCAAAGUGGUGGAGCCAGGUACGCCCGGCUACAACAAGAUUGUAUCAUACUUUGGCCCAACAACACCAGAUCUCCUACUCCCUUCACCAAGCGAUGGCCAAGGCCGCCCACUCAAUCGCCCCGUUCUAGGCCGCAGAGUGUUCGGUGACACUCCUGAGAAGAAAAAGGACAGACAGGUCCUCAAUGGCAUCGUACACCCCGCGGUACGAUGGGAAAUGUACAAGGCCUUGGCAUACUACUAUGUACGGGGACACUGGGCGGUUGUGCUCGACGUACCGUUGCUCUUUGAGGCUGGGCUUGACGCCAUUUGCGGCACUGUAAUGGUCGUCUCGGUGAGCGACCCAGAGAUGCAAUUGAAGUGGCUACGACAGAGAGAUACACACUUGUCCGAGGAAGAUGCGAGGAAUAGAAUUCAGAGUCAGGGCGACGUGAGAGAGAAAGCGAGACGCGCAGAGCAAAGAGGAAAGGGUAGAGGGGUAGUAGUGACGAACGAUGAUGGAAUGGAUGAUUUGAAGGCAGAAUUGGCAAGGGCCAUGAAGGAAGUGAAGAGCACGAGUCCGACUUGGUGGGCUUGGUGUCUGGUUUUGAUGCCACCCUUGGCUGGUCUGGUGGGGCUGUGGAAUAUUUGGGAGAGCAUAGGGGCCUCGAGGAAAUGGAAACAGCAGAAGCACAAGAGCUCGUGA
Molecule: messenger RNA, 1140 nt
Organism: Xylona heveae TC161
Lineage: Eukaryota; Fungi; Ascomycota; Xylonomycetes; Xylonales; Xylonaceae
Product: CoaE-domain-containing protein
Exons: 3
Coding region: 1-1140 (379 amino acids)
Biological process (GO): coenzyme A biosynthetic process
Molecular function (GO): ATP binding; dephospho-CoA kinase activity
Source: RefSeq, a predicted model, not a curated record